CGAAACGAUCCACCCGUCAUUAGGGCUAGAAUUAAAGCUGUUACUGUUGCUUCUAUUAUAUCCGCUUUGAUUGUUUGGUACUUCAAUACAACUCAAUAUAAUGUCUGGACGUUAUUAGGUGUUUUACCUCAGCAACCAGUAUUACAUUUGCUGUCUGUUGUAAGUAGGCCACUUCUAUUGACUGGCCUCUUAUUUCUGGGACCUAUAUCCAUGAUGUUCUUCGAAGAAGAAUUACCUUUCCAAAAGCAUUUUGUGUUUAGAAGAGAUAUAGUGGAUAUUUUCACAUCUUUGCAAGGUCAGCGCAAUUAUGUAGUGGGUCCUUUGACAGAAGAAUUUGUAUUUAGAGCAUGCGUCAUAGCAAUUCUUUUUCAAGCUCACUAUUCAAAAAAAUACUUAAUUUUUGCCUCCCCUUUGUAUUUUGGCCUAGCUCAUUUGCAUCAUACUUGGGAAAACUAUAAUGCUUUCGGUAGAAACAGCAGGGCAUUGAAAAGAGCAAUAUUCGUUUCCUUAUUUCAGUUCACUUAUACGACUAUCUUUGGAUGGUAUGCAAGCUUCUUAUUCAUUCGAACCAAUCACGUAUUACCACCUAUACUGUGUCAUUCCUUUUGUAAUAUAAUGGGAGUUCCUGAUAUC
Messenger RNA from Mycotypha africana, 633 nucleotides. RefSeq lists its product as uncharacterized. Gene Ontology annotation, molecular function: metalloendopeptidase activity. The transcript is spliced from 3 exons. The annotation marks the transcript as partial. Gene Ontology annotation, biological process: CAAX-box protein processing. Lineage: Eukaryota; Fungi; Mucoromycota; Mucoromycetes; Mucorales; Mycotyphaceae. Gene Ontology annotation, cellular component: endoplasmic reticulum membrane. The record is from RefSeq and is a predicted model, not a curated record.